AUACAUGAUAGAAAUCAAGGAUCAGAGAAAGAGCAUAAUGGGAACUCUCCUGCCGUUUGUGGGAAUGGUGAUUGUGAUUUUGGCUCAAGUUAGCACUGCGGUAGUAACCAAAGCAGCAAUGUCAAGAGGGGUCAACAAAUAUGUUAUUAUUGUUUACUCUAACGUCCUCUCAACCCUCGUUCUUCUUCCUUGCUCUUAUGUGUUCCACAGAUCGGUGCGUCUUCCACUCAGUUCUUCCAUUCUCUGGAGAUUCUUCUUGCUUGCCCUUGUUGGGUGUGUUUCACAAAUAUGUGGAUAUGCUGGUAUCGAUUAUAGCUCUCCUACGCUUAGCACAGCAAUGCUCAACCUGACUCCUGCCUUCACCUUUAUACUUACAGUCACUUUCAGGAUGGAAAAACUAGAUUGGAGAAGCAGAAGCAGCCAAGCCAAGACCUUAGGAACCCUAAUUUCAAUUGCAGGGGCAUUUGUUGCGACAUUCUACAAGGGGCCAGCAGUAAUCGGAACACAAUCCAUCACCAUAUCAGCUCAUCUACUUGUUUUCUCUCCACAAUUUAAGUGGGUCCUUGGAGCCUUUUUGCUUGCAACUGAAGCUUUAAUGAUGUCAGCAUGGUAUAUUCUACAGACAAUGAUUCUCAAAAAAUUCCCAGCAAUACUUACUGUCAUAUUUUACCUUAGCUUCUUCACUACCAUUAUUUCCGCGGUAUAUUCUCUGAUUUUGGUUGAAGACACAAGUGCCUGGAAGCUAAGACUUGAUAUAGGACUUAUUGCGGUUUUACACUCGGCGCUAGUUGGGACAGUCCUGCGCUGCACCUUGUGUGCAUGGUGCAUCAGUAAGGCAGGACCUCUCUAUGUUUCCAUGUUCAAGCCCUUGGGUAUUAUUUUUGCGGUUGUCAUGGGAGUUCUUUUCUUGGGAGAUGCACUUUGUGUUGGAAGUAUGGUUGGUGCAAUCAUAAUUGUGACAGGAUUUUAUGCUGUUAUGUGGGGGAAAGCUAAUGAAGAAGAGAAGUCAAGGGAGGAAAGUGGGUUGGGGACUUCCACUUUAUCAAGUGAGAAGGUCCCUCUGUUACAGAACAGAAUUGAAGAAAAGAAUUCUUCUGUAUAAAUUUGAUUUUACAUGUAAUUUACAGGAUAGAAGGGCCCAUCUCCCAUGUUGAAGCCAAAAUCAUGCAGAACAGGUUAGGGGUAUGGUGAUUUUAGGGAUUAUGGGAUGCUUAGGUAACAAACUUGAAAUCAAGCAGCCCAAAGGUCACUCUCUUGUCAAAUAGAACUGGAGAAACAUAGAAGACUUAUAUAACAAUACUUAUAUCAGUAAUUUAAAUUAAAUGUUAGCAAAGUUUCUUGUUGGUGUCUGCAGCCUGCACAAACAUACCAUCAAAAAGAAAUGCUAUGAAGUUUG
Molecule: messenger RNA, 1396 nt
Organism: Rubroshorea leprosula
Lineage: Eukaryota; Viridiplantae; Streptophyta; Magnoliopsida; Malvales; Dipterocarpaceae
Source: the annotation of a GenBank genome assembly